This is a messenger RNA of Parus major (Great Tit), 777 nucleotides long. Its product is annotated as serine/threonine-protein kinase PAK 4. The annotation marks the transcript as partial. The transcript is spliced from 3 exons. The record is from RefSeq and is a predicted model, not a curated record. Gene Ontology annotation, molecular function: protein serine/threonine kinase activity. Lineage: Eukaryota; Metazoa; Chordata; Aves; Passeriformes; Paridae.
UGACCCCGUUCCAGUUCCCAUUUCCCUCACCCCGGGGUUCUGGCUCCUGAUCCCAUUCCCAGGGACAUCCCUGGAUUUCAGGGGCUGACCCCGUUCCAGUUCCCAUUUCCCUCACCCUCACCCCGGUGUUCCUGCUCCCGAUCCCAUUCCCAGGGACAUCCCCAGGUUUUGGGGGCUGACCCCGUUCCAGUUCCCAUUUCCCUCACCCUCACCCCGGUGUUCCUGCUCCCGUUCCCGUUCCCAGGAACAUCCCUGGAUUUCAGGGGCUGACCCCGUUCCAGUUCCCGUUUCCCUCACCCUCACCCCGGUGUUCCUGCUCCCGAUCCCAUUCCCAGGGACGUUCCCCAUCGGAUUUCAGGGGCUGACCCCGUUCCAGUUCCCGUUUCCCUCACCCCGGUGUUCCUGCUCCCGAUCCCGUUCCCAGGAGCGUGUCCUGGGCCAUGUUCUCCAAGAAGAAGAAGCGGGUGGAGAUCUCGGCGCCGUCCAACUUCGAGCACCGGGUGCACACGGGCUACGACCCCUCGGAGCAGCGCUUCACCGGGCUGCCCCGGCAGUGGCAGGGGCUGCUGGAGGAGUCCGCCCGCCGCCCCAAACCCCUGGUGGACCCCGGCUGCAUCACCGCCAUCCGCGGGGCACACAAGCCCAUCGUGCGCGGCUCCAAAGGGACCCAGGAUGGGGCCCCCGGGGGCCGGGACGGGACCCUGGCGUGGCUCCUGGACGAGCUGGAGGCCGUGUCCGUGUCCCGCUCCAACUCCCUGCGCCGGGACAGCCCCCCCU